This is a messenger RNA of Anoplophora glabripennis (Asian longhorned beetle), 1840 nucleotides long. Its product is annotated as esterase E4-like. Bases 70 to 1770 code for a protein of 566 amino acids. The record is from RefSeq and is a predicted model, not a curated record. NCBI's taxonomy places the organism in Eukaryota, Metazoa, Arthropoda, Insecta, Coleoptera, Cerambycidae. The transcript is spliced from 11 exons.
UAAUGCACUUAUGUUUGCGUAGUGCAGACGUGAUUCGUGUAAGAAAAAUAAUAAUAAAUAAUACUAGUAAUGUUCAGACACGUAGCUUUAAUCGUUUUUCUGGGCCACGCUCUAGCUUUUUCUGAAGCCAAUGAAAGGGACAGGAGGAGUAUGAUUAUAAACCCCAUAGUAACUACCCCUUUAGGCAAAAUAAAGGGUAUAUUUAAGAUGUCUAGGCUAGGCUAUCCUAUAUCAGUAUUUAGAGGCAUACGCUACGCGAAAGCACCAGUAAAUGAGUUGAGAUUUAAGCCUCCAGAGCCGGUAGAUAAAUGGGAAGGCGUAUACGAUGCCACCGAAGAUGGCCCAGUUUGUCCACAACUUACCACGGAGUCUGUAUCAGAAGACUGUUUAAUAUUAAAUGUGUAUUCGAUCAAGCUUCCAGAGGGUACUGAAAAUUCAAAACGCUCUGUAAUAGUCUAUAUACAUGGAGGAGGAUUUUACAGUGGCGGCUCUUACAGCUAUUGGGUUGGGCCUAAUUAUUUAGUGGACCAAGACAUUGUCUUAGUGACCAUCAGUUACCGCUUAGGAACUUUAGGUUUCUUGAGUACCGGCGACAAAGAAGCCCCAGGCAAUAACGGCUUGAAAGAUCAGGUCCAGGCAUUGAAAUGGGUGAAACAAAACAUCGAAAGUUUCGGAGGGGACCCAGAUUGUGUCACCAUCAUGGGUUAUGGUGCUGGUGCGAUGAGCGUUAUCUUGCAUAUGGUAUCACCGAUGUCCCAAAAUCUGUUCCACAAAGCUGUUGCGAUGAGUGGAUCACCUCUAGGCAACUGGCCUAUUCCACACAAUCAGCUGGAUCUGGCCAAAAAACAGGCUAAAUUUGUAGGAUGUCCAUAUGACACCACUGCCAAUAUCGUAAAAUGCCUCAAGACUAAGCCUUUCGAUGAACUGAGUGAAUCUUUACAUAAAUUUAAGGAAUUCGCAAAUGACCCCGUCAUGAUAUGGUCUGCUGUAAUUGAACCUGACUUUGGCCAACCGCGAUUUUUAACGGAUCAUCCUAUCUAUCUCAUACAGAAUGAUCAAUUCAAAAGAGUGCCGUUUAUGACUGGCUUAACAGCAGAUGAAUUUGGAUACAGGGCGUUUACUGUAAUAAACAACGAGACCUUGACCAAGCAGAUCAACAAUGAAUGGGAAAAGACAGCUCCGAUUGCCUUUCUUUACGAAAGGGAUACGGACACCUCGAAAUCCAUCAGCAAGGAGCUGAAGACGUUCUAUUUGCAAGACGAACCCGUGGAUCGGUCCCAGCUCACACCUCUGGCUCAGCUGUAUGCAGACUCCGUAACAGGAUUUGGGGUGAACAGAGCAGCAAAACUGAUUGCUGAACACAGCAAUGCUUCGGUGUAUUACUACCGUUUCAGCUACCAGGGGCGCUACAGCCAUUUCUACACUCCACGCAGCAAUAAUAAGAUUAUUUAUGGGGUCGUUCAUGAGGACGAUUUCUUUUAUUUGAUUUACGUUUCGAGCCCAUUCAUAGGGAGCCCUCCAACAGAAGUCCAAAUGGUGUCAAAGUUGACGGCUCUUUAUGCAAAUUUCGCUAAGACUGGGAACCCCAUCCCAGCCCCGUCGAAACAAUUGGACAACGUGAAAUGGGAGCCGUUCACCCUCAAAGACCAGAAGUACAUGGACAUCGGGAAAAAGCUGCUGAUGCAGGAGAAGCUGUACGAAAAGCGGUACGCGGUCUGGGAAAAGCUGUUCCCCUUGGACCAGUAUUCAAAAAAUAAACAAAGCGGUUAAUUAAUUUCUAAUUACUAGUUUGUUACGAAGUAUAUCGUUCUGUUUUCACUUACCACUACUAAGACAUUUU